Messenger RNA from Sinocyclocheilus grahami, 5590 nucleotides. RefSeq names its product rho guanine nucleotide exchange factor 28-like. Gene Ontology annotation, molecular function: guanyl-nucleotide exchange factor activity. Bases 182 to 5575 code for a protein of 1797 amino acids. The record is from RefSeq and is a predicted model, not a curated record. Gene Ontology annotation, biological process: regulation of Rho protein signal transduction. The transcript has 36 exons. NCBI's taxonomy places the organism in Eukaryota, Metazoa, Chordata, Actinopteri, Cypriniformes, Cyprinidae.
CCGGUGGCGCAUCCACAGCCCCCGUGUCCGUUCAAAACAGUCGGCAUUGUACAAGUGCAAGUCACGCACACGGAUGUACCGGCCGUGAGUCAGUCAGGAUACUUUGUACAAGCAAUUUGAACGCUUUACAUUGUGAAGUUGAAGAGAUUACACUCGUAUGGAGUGAGGUGCUGCUGCUGUAAUGGAGCUCAGCAGGGGAGAGGUGCCACUUUAUGGUCAGGUGGAGGUCUUUGUGAAGCUGCAGGUGUCACCGUGUAUUCAAGAAGAAGCUGACUAUUAUGUGGUCCUUGUAGGCUCGUUCCUUCACCAUGUAACUACAGCUCACAGGACCGAGGAUCAAGGUUCAAUUAGAUUCACUGUGCCCGGCCACGAUGUUCCAGAGAAAGUAUCUGUGGAGAUCUACUGCUGUUUGAGGGGCAGCAGAAGUCCCAUCAGCCCCCUCUGCAAUUCAGGACAGCUCUCUCUGGAGUAUAUGCGGGAUGAGGCACAAGAGGUGGCAGAGCAGCUGAUGAACUUAACAUCCAGCAGCUAUCAGGAUAUCCUAAGGAAGUUCUGCCCAGAGAAAAUGUUUUCAUCUGAGACUAACCAUUUAGACCAGACUGGCCAGCAUGGGACAGAUGGGAUUUGUGAUCCAAAGGAAUUAUUUCGAUUGGAAAGCCUAGCAGAACAGGGGCUCAGUGUUUGUGAACAGGGGAAUUUUAGCCAGAUAGAAGCCUCAGGAACAUCAGAGUUUAAUCCAGAGCACAGAUGCACAGUGGGACAACACAGUGCAGUUGAUGAAAAAAUUGCACAGGCCCUGGCUAACUUGCACUUUCUGGGAUGGGACAGCCAAGCUGGACAGGAGAAGCAAGAUCUCCUUUCCAGGGAAAUGCCUCUACAUGUGGCCAUGAUUUUGGGGUUCCCCCACCUCAGUCACUUCCUCCUCCAGGAGUCAGAAAGUCAGAGGAUGAUUCCCAUCGUCGACAAGGAAGGACAUAGUCCUCUCACACUGGCUCAGAAGCACAGAGACCCGACGCUCAUCAGCGCUCUAACAAAUCCCAAAAAUAGCAGUGCGUGGUGGCCAGUGUGGAUGUGUCAGAUAUGGACUGACGGCUCUCACCAGCUCCGUAUCUGCCCUGUCACUGAAUCUAUUAGUCUGACUGUGAAAAACGGCACACGGAUAGAUGCGCCACACAGCAUCGAGCUGUACAGAGAGAAGAGCAGAGCAUCGGAUACACUUGCAAGGGUGGGGCAACUAAGUGAGGGAAGCGUGCGCAGAUCUGAUGUAUGUGACACAGAUCUGAAUAGCCAACUGAGAAUCGAGGAUGAAACCCUGGUGGAUAGUGUCUUUGAAGAACAGCUUGUUCUCUGUCUGGAUGAAGAGGAUGAAGAUCUAAACACAUUUAACUCAGAGAAGCUGUGUUCCUCUCCUGGCUCCUGCACUCCACUUCACCUCAGUUCCUCAGACACUGCUGCCGUCAGGCUCAUGGCCAUGCUCAGAGGCUCCGCUAAGGACAAUGACCUCAAUAUGAAGUACGCUGUUACAAGUGUCACAGAGGACAGUUCUGGGACAGAUAGUGGUGUGUGGCCAAUGUCAGAUACAGGGGUCUUGUCACCAAGGACUAUAGAUAUGCCUCCAGCUAUUAAAGAUGAUGAAGGUCAGAGAGGACGGCAGCAUGCUUCUCGUUCUUUCUCUCCCACCACUCCAGCGGGACUGAUGCUGGAUAGACUCAUGCGUGCCACACGACCUGCUGAACUGACAUAUGACAGCUCAAGCUCACCUACAGAGCCAUGUGACCUAAGCCCGAGUCUGGUGGCCUUGGAAAUGGACAGCGAGGAGGAUGAUGAUGAUGACAUUUUAAUGAAGAAGCCCCUCCCCCAGCCACAGCCUGAGCUCAAAAACAGCACAGAUGAUCAGGUUAUAUUUGGCCCUGCCCCUGAUCUUACCUGCAUGCGAUCUCACUCCGCCUCCUCUGCCUGUAACCCCACCCCUGCAAAGGAUAUUGAGCAGGGCAUCCGUCUCCGUUCGUAUUCCUACACCUCCCCCAAAAUCAGCCUGCUGCCUCCACGAUUUAGUAGGGAUGCCCAACCUCCACCUACCGACCUCAACCAGGAUGGCGCCCGCUCCAGCAGCAGUGGCAGCAGGUCUCUCCUACAGGCACUGUCUCUGUCUAAAUCUCUGUCUCUGCUCAACCCUGUUAAACAUCGUGCCUGCAGCACAUCCGAGCAGCCUCAAGAGAAAAGGGAGUUAAGGUUUCGUAGGCGUGCUCAGUCGGCUGACGAUGAGACCAGUGCAGAGCUGGCCAACUCCCUCCAACACCUCACGCUCUCCGAAUUCCUCAAAGAGAUUGAGGAAGAGGAAUGGGACAAAUAUAUCAUCCCUUCCAAAACAGAGUCAGAAAAAUACAAAGUCAGUCGCACAUUCAGCUUUAUAAAGAGCCGAAUGUAUAGCACUCGCAACAAGAACAAGGGGAAAGGAAAAGAGAGAGAGACCAAAGACAAGCAGGUCAAUGGACACCAGUUCACAGCAGGAUCUGUCCUGGGGUCGACACUUUGUGAGAUAUGCGGCAAGCCAGCUUCUGGGAAAGAGGUCCUCCACUGCACAUACUGUGCAGUGAGUGUCCAUAAGGGCUGUAAGGACUCAUCUACACCAUGCCUGAAGAAACUUCAAGACAAAUAUUCUGUUAUGACAGUAAAAAGCAGGACAGCCUCCCUCCCUCAGAAUUUUAUAGUGCGUGAAAGUUCCUCCUCGUCCUCUCAGAUCCCCACCUCUGCCUCUCUUCCUGUGAUGACAUCACGAGACUCUACACCUCUUCCUUGCCCUCUGUCUAGAAGUGUGCCUGCGGUCACAGAAAGGCUUAGUGGUAGCCCAGAAGCAGAUAGUGACGCCCCUCCGUGGCGGAACCACAUUCAACCAGAGGAGCUCCUCCAAACCAUGGAGUCCUUAACAUCCACUGAUUCUUCCCUUAUUGAAGACACUGUAGAUUCCCCCCUACAGAAUGAGCUGGUAAUGAAUGCUGUGGAUUUGGAGGCGGAGUCAUGGAGCCUAGCGGUGGAGCCCCAGUUCUGUAAGAUGCAAGAAAAAUGCAUCAUCAAGAGACAGGAUGUCAUUUACGAGUUCAUGCAGACCGAGCUCCAUCAUGUACAGACGCUCAUGAUAAUGGCGGAGGUCUUCAGGCGGGGAAUGCGGGAAGAAGUCGGACUGGAUGCGGACACUAUUGCUCGGAUUUUCCCUUGCUUAGAUGAGCUGCUUCUCCUCCACCGUGACUUCCUUUCAGCGAUGAGGGAACGGCGGCAAAGCUGCGUUCAGCCCAACAGCAGCAAGAACUACCUCAUUCACUAUGUGGGUGACAUCUUUCUGCAACAGUUCUCCCAGGAGAAUGCAGAGAAGAUGAAGCAGGUGUAUGGUGAGUUUUGCAGUCAUCACACAGAAGCGGUCAGCUACUUCAAAGAGCUUCAGCAGCAGAAUAAGAGAUUUCAGCUCUUCAUCAAACAACAGAGUAGCAACUCAUUGGUAAAGAGGCGAGAAAUCCCAGAAUGCAUUUUGUUAGUGACGCAGCGAAUUACAAAGUAUCCCGUCCUCCUGGAGAGAAUCCUGCAUUAUACAGAGGAGGGCACAGAAGAGCAUGCUGACCUCUCUCGUGCACUAGUCCUGAUCCGAGAGCUGAUCUCCGCUGUGGACCAGUGCGUGAGUCAGUACGAGCAGAACCAGAAGCUGAGUGAGGUCCUGGGCCGCAUGGAGAACAAGUGCUCGACCAAACUGAAGAGUGGUUACACCUUCCGCAAGCAGGACAUCACCAGUGGCAGAGCUCUGCUGCACCAGGGCCCGCUGCUCUGGAAGACAGCCACAGGAAGACUGAAAGAUGUUCUGGCAUUUUUGCUGUCUGAUUCAUUGGUGUUCCUUCAGGAGAAAGAUCAGAAAUACAUCUUUGCUGCUGUGGACCAGAAGCCUCCAGUGAUCUCUCUGCAGAAGCUGAUUGUGCGUGAGGUGGCCAAUGAGGAGAGAGGCAUGUUUCUGAUCAGCGCGUCUUCAGCUGGGCCUGAGAUGUAUGAGGUGCACGCUGCUUCUAAAGAUGAACGAAAUGCCUGGAUGAGACUCAUCAGAGAGGCUGUGGAGAGUUGCCCUGAAGAGGAGGAUGAAACUACAAGUGAGUCAGAAGAGGAAAGGAGAGUCACAGAAGCAAAGGUCCAAAAGAUCCACAGGCUACAAGAGUCUUUGUGUGGCCACGAUCACCUCAUCUGUGCAAAUCUGGAAGAGAAGCUACACAUCUAUCAUAUCAUGGCAGGAGGAUGUGAGAUAGGACCAGAGCCCAGACUGCUGGUACGGCCCAGCACUGAAGACAUCCCUCAGGCCGGAGUACUGCUCAGCGCUGCUCUUAAAGAGGUGGAGAACCUGAAAGCAGCUCUCUCCUCUCACUGUGCUUCUACUGCUGCCAUCCUGUCUUGUCCAGAAGAACAGACCCAACCCAAGCCUUGCUCUCCCUCCUCCCCUCUGUUCCUUGAGCACCAGAGCCCACUGAUUGACACCCUCCAGACAGAGGAUGGAGAUUGGAGAGGAGAGGAAGGCUUGGAAACACAGGCCUUUAAUCACAGCUCAGAUGCUGAUCACAAUAUUCACCUAAAGGUGAGUCAGAGUGUGCAGAGCUUGACUCAGCUGCUGUAUAGUCUACAGGCCGCAGUCACCAUCCAAGACAGUUGCUAUGAAGUCCAGAGGCUCCUCCUCUUCCUGUUAUCAAGCCCCUCCCCUCACCCACACUCCCGCCCACCGCCCAUCACUCGCAGCAACCAGACCCUGCAGGAGCAGGAGCGUCAGCGGGAAGUGGAGCGCCGGCGAGAGGAGCUGGUGGACGUGGCCCGUCUACGGGGCACCCUGGUACGAGAGCGACAGCAGUGGGAAAGGGAGUGCCAGAUGCGGCAGCUUCAGCAGUCGGAGCUGGAGGCAUCACUGGAGCAGAGGGAGGUGGUGUGCCACCUAGAGGAGCGGAGACUGCAGUGUGAGCAGCAGGAGCUUCAAGAGCAGUUGCAGGAGUACCAGCAAAGCCUGGAGAGGCUGCGAGAAGGCCAGAGAAGUGUGGAAAAGGAGAAGGAGAAGCUGGAUGCUCAGCUGGAGAGUUUGAGGCAGGGCUACCAGCAGAACCUGCCAGCUAUGGUGAUACCACUGGAUGGACAGCAGACACAGGACGCUGGUCACCAUCACCUGGGUGGUCAGGAUGCGCAUGGAUCCAUUUUUGUGAACGAGGCUGUUCACCUGCACUCAGGAUCUAUAGGAUACUCGGAUUCUCCCAGUGCUCAGAACAGUCUCAAUUCACUCCUGGCACGAUCCAACCACAGACAGAGCUCUGCUGGAAUAUCCGAUGGUCCUGCAGGGCAUGAGAGCUGGACUGGAGGAACAAUGUACUCGACCCCUCUGAGAAGUCUAACAGAUAUCCCAAACAAUGAUGUGGGUCAGCUCAGUCAUGUCCAAGAAUCUUGGUCAGCCGGAGUAACAGAGGCAGGGCUUCAUCAAGCCAACGUCCUGCUCGUCAACCAGCCUUUUGUUACCAUGGAGACAGAGAACAGAGAUACUGAUGGAGAGGAGAAUAUUGUGUAUCUCUGAAAUGAACAAACAAGC